Molecule: messenger RNA, 1193 nt
Organism: Alnus glutinosa
Lineage: Eukaryota; Viridiplantae; Streptophyta; Magnoliopsida; Fagales; Betulaceae
Product: eukaryotic translation initiation factor 2 subunit beta-like
Exons: 10
Coding region: 182-991 (269 amino acids)
Biological process (GO): formation of cytoplasmic translation initiation complex; translational initiation; formation of translation preinitiation complex
Cellular component (GO): eukaryotic translation initiation factor 2 complex
Molecular function (GO): translation initiation factor activity; translation initiation factor binding; mRNA binding
Source: RefSeq, a predicted model, not a curated record
UUCCAACGUCCAAACAGACCCCUUCCUUGAUUUCUUCUAUUUUUUUUUUUCUCUCCUCUCUAUUCCUCACUCUCUCUCACUCUCUUCCUCGCGUCACUUGGCCCGCCACUAUCAGUCAGAAUCUGACCGGAAAAUCAAGAGUUUUCGCUCUAGGUUCGUCUACUCAAAGAAAUACGCAAUCAUGGCAGAUGACAAUAGCAACGAUGUGAAGGAGGAAGUGGCAGAUAUUGCCCCAUUUGAUCCUACUAAAAAGAAGAAGAAAAAGAAGGUUGUAAUUCAGGAUCCUGCUGCUGAUGAUUCUGUGGACAAUUUGGCUGAGAAGGCUGAAAACUUGUCAGUUUCUGAUGGGCUUGAAAGUACUUUCUCUGGGUUAAAGAAGAAGAAGAAGAAGCAAGUAGAAACCCCUUUGGAUGAUGAGAAUGGGGAUGUAGGGGAAGAUUUGGAUGAUCAUACUGGGAAGGAUGAAGAAGGAGACGGAAUUAUGCUACAGCCACGUUAUCCAUGGGAAGGAAGUGAUCGCGAUUAUGAAUAUGAGGAGCUUCUUGGUAGGGUGUUUAACAUUCUUCGGGAGAACAAUCCAGAGCUGGCUGGAGAUAGGCGUAGGACGGUUAUGAGGCCUCCACAAGUUCUUCGUGAGGGCACAAAGAAAACUGUUUUUGUGAAUUUCAUGGAUCUUUGCAAGACGAUGCAUAGACAGCCAGAUCAUGUCAUGGCUUUCCUGUUGGCUGAAUUGGGGACAAGUGGAUCACUUGAUGGGCAGCAAAGAUUAGUUGUGAAGGGACGAUUUGCACCCAAGAAUUUUGAAGGAAUCCUGCGCCGAUAUAUCAAUGAGUAUGUCAUUUGCAUUGGAUGCAAAAGUCCAGACACUAUACUUUCGAAGGAGAAUCGGCUCUUCUUUCUCCGAUGUGAGAAGUGUGGUUCUGGACGAUCAGUUGCUCCGAUUAAAGCUGGUUUUGUUGCUCGUGUUGGCCGGAGGACUGCCGGGACAUGAUCUGGCCUGGGGUUCUUUAUCUAGUAGGAGAUUCAUAGUUGAGUGGUUCAUUAACCCCAAGAAUUUUGAGUUUUUUGUCUGCUUGCAAAUAUACUCUUUGUUUGAGUGGAAGUCAACUAUUGUACCUCUUUGUAUGCGGGUUUUGAUGCGGAGAUGCCUUCUUUUACAGUUUGCUUGAAAUGAUUAUAGACUGUCUUUUUGA